Ixodes scapularis (black-legged tick) is the source of this 249-nucleotide messenger RNA. RefSeq names its product PI-stichotoxin-Hcr2e-like. Bases 1 to 249 code for a protein of 82 amino acids. Gene Ontology annotation, molecular function: serine-type endopeptidase inhibitor activity. The record is from RefSeq and is a predicted model, not a curated record. Lineage: Eukaryota; Metazoa; Arthropoda; Arachnida; Ixodida; Ixodidae. The transcript is spliced from 2 exons.
AUGAAGGCAACCAUUGCAGUUCUUUGUUUCCUCGUUAUAGAAGCGUACGCUAUUGCGGCGGCGGAUGCGAUGGGGAGCCCCGGAAAACGUUGUACUUUGCCAAAAGAAACUGGACCAUGCAAGGCCAGCUCCCCAAGAUUUUACUUCGACAAAAAGGACGGGCAGUGCAAAAGAUUUACUUACGGAGGCUGCCGCGGGAAUGGAAAUAAUUUCGAAACAUUGGAGAAAUGCCAAAAAACCUGCAAAUGA